AUGGUAAUGAUGCGCUACGUGCUGUGUAUCCUCGCUCUCCUGCUCUCAUGUGCGUGUGUGCACGUCCUCGCUGAAGAAGUGCCUGCCGCCGAUCUUUCCGACCAAGUCCCUGAUACGGAGAGUGAGACAAAGAUUCUUCUUCAAGGUACUCCUGUCGCCCAACAAACUGGUGACGCUGGUUGCUCUAAAGGUACUGCUGAAAAAGGUACUUGUAUUGCUACUGGUGCCGAAACUGUUUCUGGCUGCACUGGUGGUACUACUGGUACUUGUACUCAACAUGGUAGAUCGUCUGUGCAGGAUGGAGGUUAUACUGAGUAUGGUCACGCAGAAUGGGAGGAGUUUCCUGCAAAAGCACAUGUAAACAGUACAUGGAGAGAUUCUCGUUUGAAAGUCGAAGAUGAACCAAAGGUGACCCUUCCCAACCCAGACUCUCAUCGUCCUGAGGUGUCUGGUAUGGGUGUUGGGGACAACCAUUCUCAAGAUCCUGCCGGUGAUUCCCUUGGUCCUGGAGCAGGUGCACUGCAGCCUUCAACAGAUAAACACACUAACAAGCCUCCAUCGAUUGAUUCUGCUCAAGACGCUGCUACACAUAAUGCUUCUCUCAGCACAGAAAAUCAAGUAACAGAAGGGAAUAAAUCGACAAUUGAUAAUGGUACACUUGGUGUCUCAACUGACUCUCCGGACAGCACCAACCAUUCUCAGGCUUCAAAUUCGACUGCACCUAAUUCUACUUCUGGCGCAGACUCACAAGAAACCAACCCCACUACUCCGGCUAGCACCGAUAACACUACCACAGAAGCACCAACCACCACUCCAUCUCCUGUACCCAAUUCAGGGAUCACCUCUAUUGCCUCUGCAGUGCAGAAGAACAAGGGUAAUGUUGACAGCAGUAUCAGUUCUGUGUGGAUGCGCACUACAGCACCGCUGCUGAUAGUGGCUGUGUUGUUCUCCAUUACUGUGUACUGA
Molecule: messenger RNA, 966 nt
Organism: Trypanosoma theileri
Lineage: Eukaryota; Euglenozoa; Kinetoplastea; Trypanosomatida; Trypanosomatidae
Exons: 1
Coding region: 1-966 (321 amino acids)
Source: RefSeq, a predicted model, not a curated record